Messenger RNA from Galdieria sulphuraria, 1891 nucleotides. RefSeq lists its product as uncharacterized. Lineage: Eukaryota; Rhodophyta; Bangiophyceae; Galdieriales; Galdieriaceae. Bases 15 to 1841 code for a protein of 608 amino acids. The transcript has 5 exons. Gene Ontology annotation, cellular component: anaphase-promoting complex; nuclear periphery. Gene Ontology annotation, molecular function: protein binding. Gene Ontology annotation, biological process: positive regulation of mitotic metaphase/anaphase transition; protein K11-linked ubiquitination; anaphase-promoting complex-dependent catabolic process. The record is from RefSeq and is a predicted model, not a curated record.
AGUUGUCUUCCUUUAUGAUACCCUUUGGUCAAUCCACUAUGACGGUGACAGCACUCGAAUGGUCUCCAGACGGUAACUUUAUAGCUGUUGGAAGGUCGGAUGGAAGACUCAACAUAUUUCAGUUGGAAAGUGAUGACUCUCAUUUUGAACAAACUGUCUUUCCUGGUGACUCUGUUGCCAACUUGUAUUGGACAGAUUUCGAAAAAGAUAUGGGUUGUAUAGAUCCUUGUUAUCAAGAAUUGAUUCAACGAGAGAGAAAAGAAUACAUUAGCAAACAAGUAUUGGAUAAAAUACCCAACACAUCAAGUGUAUUGUGGUUAUCGAGUGGGAGUGGGUGGAUUCGUGCGUUUAUGCAUGGAAGAGUACCUUUAUUGAGUCUCUUUGAAAGUUAUCCUGUUUCUCAUCUUUAUUUUAGCAGGCAAGGUUAUCUAUUUUAUGCUUUUCAUUCUUCUUCUACUCGUUCCAUUACUUUGCAAGCUCUAUCUUUGGAUGAUAGUCUUCAGAGUUGGGGAGGUCCAUUUGCAUGGUUUGCUGAGAAUGUAUUACAAUUGGAUACAAGUAUUCUUCAUUAUCAAACUUCUUAUCAAAAGAUACUGUCCACAUUGAAAGAAAUCGGACAACUUGUAACAGAGAAAUGGAACGUAUUAAAAGAUAUGUUGAAGGAUUACAAUGAAGAUGUAUCUCAUGUUCGAGAGGCCUUUUUAUCAUUAAUCAAUGGACAGUCUUUAUCCGUAUUUACUCCUUAUUUCGUAAACCAUAUCACAUUGAUGGGUGCUGAGAGAUGGAAGAAGCAAAUACAAGAAAAGAUAUCCCAAUAUUUGAUACCUCUUAUGAAGCAAAUAUCCAUUGAAAUACGACAAAUGUUGAUGAGAUGGAGUCGAUUGGAAAGUUUUUUACAACACCAACGAAAACAAAGGCCUGAUAUAUUUGCCUCGAUAUAUGAUCAAAGCUUGGAAAUGAAACAAAGAGUUGUUGGUUUAUUAUAUCAAUGGAAUGAGUGGAAGCAAUGUAUAUUUACUUAUAUGGAGAGACUUGUUAGUUUUGUGGAUUGGUUUUGUUAUCAUGCUCGUCAUUUUGCACAAGAAAGUGGUUGUAUGGAUGGAGACUCUCAAAGUUCUUCGUUACCUAUCAAAGAUGUGUUCAAGGUGAUACUAUUUUUGGAUAUCAACGAUACUCCUGAAGAGGUAAGAAAGUUGAAAGAUAUAUAUCCAUAUCCUAUUGAUGAUGAUGAGAAUGUAAAGUGGUUCUCACCAACUCAAGAAUGGAUGAUGUCGUUGGAUAUCGAUGAAUGGAAAGAACAAUGGAAUGAUUACUAUCAAAAGUUGGAGAGUUUGAAAUGGAACUCCCUUUCUCAUUUGGUUUGGACCUAUUCUUUAGUGGAUGUUCCUCCUCGUUGGUUUCUUUCCUCUUCCCAACCCAUCACUUAUAGGAAUGAAAGAAAUGCUGCCAUCGUGAUUGCAUAUAUUUCACCUGAAACACAACGAGUGCAUUGUUUAUGGUUGAAACAUAAUGAGAAUAGAGAAUUAUCCAUUCAUUUGUCCUUUGCCAUUCCAAUCCUUGAGGGUUCUCUUUAUAGUAUUUUAUGGUAUCGGGAUGAAUAUUUGUUAUGGUGUGCCACGACAACAGAAAAGGAAAACGGUGCAGUCUCCUUAUGGAUAGGAAUGAACAAAAUAUCUUUCGAUUCCCAAUCCGAUACAUUAUCUAUGACUCAUUCUUGUUCCAUUCCACUCCAUGAGCUUCCUCAGCAGGUGUCCAUUUCAUCCAGUCCUAGUAGAAAUUUAUUUGGGUAUGUCUCUAUUAUCUCGAUGAAUAUUUGUCUACAUGGCUUUUCUUUUCCAUAGGAUUCAGUUGUAUUCCAAAAGAAUCGUCCUGUUGGAUACCACCGAAACAA